Symbiodinium sp. CCMP2592 is the source of this 1260-nucleotide messenger RNA. NCBI's taxonomy places the organism in Eukaryota, Dinophyceae, Suessiales, Symbiodiniaceae. The record is from the annotation of a GenBank genome assembly.
AUGGCCAGCGGACCACCGUUGGUUGGUCGAGUACACCCUGCUUGGGCGGGCUCGUCGUGGUGUCCUGAGCUGUGCACCUUUGAUUUGAAGAAUGCUUAUCGCCAAUUUGCGUUGAACCCGAGCCAUCGUGCCUUCUCCGUCGUUGCCCUUCUCAAUCCGGAUAAUGGCGACUUGGGACUGUUUGAGGGUAAGGCUUUGCCUUUUGGAAGCACAUCGUCCGUGCUCCACUUCAACAGGUUGUCUAGGUUGCUGUGGCGGAUAGGUUUGGAAGUCUUCCUGUUCUGGGCCAACUUCGUUGACGAUUAUCCAGUGAUGAGCCCGUGCUGUCUUUCAGGUUCCACCAUGGACACCUUGCUUGUGUUGUCCUCAGUGCUUGGUUUUUCCGCAUCCCUUGACAAACUGAACCCAUUUGCAGACGUCGCCUCCAUGCUUGGGGUCGAGAUUGACUUGAAAGGAGCCAGGGAAGGUGUCAUUCGGAUUAGGAACAAGGAAGGCCGAUCCAGUGAGGUGUGUGAUGCCAUCCGUGAAUGCAUCAGUGAAGGUUGCAUCAAGAUGCGUACUUUUGCCAGGGUUGCAGGUCGUGUCCAGUUCUCCGAUGCGCAAGUCAUGGGGAGAACCGGAAAGCUCGCAUUGGCGGAGCUGAGAGCCGCUUCCACACGCCACGCCUCCCGGUUUGUUCUGGGUCCCCGCGAGAUCGAGGCUUUCGAGUUUCUCAUUGAUCGCCUCUCUUUCGGUUCCCCUAGGGUAGUCCCUUGUGUGGUUGCCCCUAAGCCUGUUUUGAUCUUCACGGACGGAGCAAGCGAACAGUCUGGCAACACCGUUGGAGGUAUUCUUUACUCUCCUUCUGAUGUGCGGCCCCGAUUCUUUUCUUGUGAAGUUCCUUGUGCCUUGGCAGACCGAUGGAGGCAGCAUCUGAAGCAUAUUAUCGGACCCGUUGAGGCGUACGCUGUCGCCCUGGCACGCAAGGCUUUCCACCAGUACAUGUCUGGACAGUAUUGCCUUUUCUUCGUUGACAACGACGCUGUCCUUCUCAGCUUUGUGCGAGGAACGUCUAACAGUGAUCACUUUCGAGAGCUGCUUCUCACAUGGGAAUGCUGUGAGAAACAUGGUCCAUCGUGGACAUACUGGACAAGGGUCCCUUCCGCAUCCAAUCCUUCAGACGACCCGUCACGCGGUGAGUUCAGAGCACUUGUUGAUUCGGGUGCAUUACGAGUUAAGUGCUCAUGCCCCAUCUCGGGCAUCCCGCUGGUCGACUUGUAA